GAGAACAAUAUGCUUGGUUCCCCAGGAUGCUUCAUCUUCAUCUUUCUCCUUUGCCAGCUCACGGGGCCAGCGGCCUCUCGAACCCGGAAGGAGCUGGUUGGUGCCCUUGGUGGGGCUGUAACUUUCCCUCUGAACCACUCGGUAAAUGAGAUUGACAGCAUUAUCUGGAUCUUCAACACAACCCCUCUUGUCACCAUACAGCCAAAUACGCCAGAUGGACAAGCCAACAUCAUAGUGACCCAAAAUCGUAAUAAGGAAAGGGUGGACUUUCUGGAAGGAAGCUACUCCAUGAUACUCAGCAAACUGAAGAAGAAAGACUCAGGUGUCUACCGUGUUGAGAUACACAGCUCAUCUCUCCAGCAUCCCUUCACCCAAGAGUAUGGGCUGCAAGUCUAUGAGUACCUAUCAAGGCCCAAAGUCACCAUGGGUCUGCAGAACAUUGAGAACGACACCUGUGUGACCAAUCUGACAUGCUCCAUGGAACAAGGAGGAGAGGAUGUGACUUACACCUGGAAGUCCCUGGGACAGGCAACCAAUGAGUCCCAUUAUGGCUCCAUCCUCCCCGUGUCCUGGAGGCUGGGGAAAAGGGACAUAACUUUCAUCUGCGAGGCCAGGAACCCCAUCAGCAGCAACUCUUCAAACCCCAUCUUUGCCCAGAAGCUCUGUGAAGGUGCCCCUAGGGACCCAACUUCGUCCAUGGUCCUGAAGCUCCUGGUGGUGCUCUUCCUUCUCAGUGCCUUUGCACUGGUGGCAAUUAUUUUGAUUAUGCGGAAAGAAAGAGGAAAAGUUUCAGAGUUCAUUGAAGAGAAGAAGAGAACAGACAAUCAACAAGAAACUCUUAACUAUAACCCCCCUUCUGGAGAGACCACAGAGUAUGACACAGUCUCUCACCUUAAUAAAACUGUUCCAGAGGAAAAUCUAGUGAAUACAUUUUAUGCCACUGUGCAAAUACCCCCAAAGAUGGAGAAACAUGACUCUCUGCCCACGUCACCAGACACACCGAAGCUGUAUACCUAUGAGAAUGUCACCUAAACAGCAUUGUACUCCCUCCUGUCUUGCCCCAGAGAAAACUGUUGAAAGAAUUUACUGAUUCGAUCAAAGAAUAAUGAAGAACACUGACUUCCUUUCAGAAUAAACUAUCCCUUAUGCUCCUUCAGAUUUAAGAGUUUCUGGUUCUACCCACUGCUGAGAAAUCUCCUCAAACCCAGAAUGUGUAACUGUCCCAUCCUGGAAAUGUGAUUGUGAAUUUAUUAGCCAACUCCAAGCAAGGGGCUUUGAAGUGUCUCUGUUGAGAUGUAAAUGCUGUGUCACACGUAUGAAUGGCCACUCCCAUCCCAGGGCUUGGAGGUCAGAAUAUACCAACGAUCUGGUUGCCAAGAGGGCAAGAACUUCAGAAAGGCAGACAUUCCCAGCAGAAGCAGGCACAGAAGCCAGAGAUGGAUUUAUUAGCCAACUCAUCGACUGUGUUCCUGGCACGGUGCUGAGCUUACAGUGAUUGCGGUCAGACACACUCUCUGCUCUCAUGAAACUGACCCCUCACGAGCUACUUCCAUGGGCAAUUGCAGCAGACCUGACCACAGAUUCCCGACACCUAGAGGAUGAGAUGUGGACUUGGGGGCAAAGUGCACAAGGACAGAGAAGACAGGUAGAAGACUGAGUUUGGCUGGAUGGAAGUGAUACUGAACAUCUCAAUUUCAAGUUCAUGUGCCCGAUGUGCAGUAAACCAAUCACUGAGACAUUGGUGCUUGGAGACGGAGAAAGGUUUAUUCAAAUUGGCCAAAAUGAGAAGGCGGGAGCAUGGAUUCUCUCAAAUCCACCUUAACAGGAGCAGAAAGCAGGGUGUUUUAUAGAGCUAAGGGGCUUCACAGGAGGAGCUUCAGAGAAACAAGAGGUCACUCCUGGCCCCUGGGCAAUCUGACUUCUGGGUGUUAAUAGCAGUUGGGAGCCCACCAUCCAGGUGAUUGCGACCUCCCUGAAGGCAUUCUCUUUCUUCUGCAAAGCAAACUUACAAAUCCUCAUGACCCCUGAGUCACCCCUCAAGUUAAAUAGGAAAACAGCAAAUUGACAAGAAUAACUUCUCUUAAAGGCAAUCAUGUUCUUAUUGAAUAUCCACGGUAAGUACCCUGCUUCAGAAACUCAGAAGUGUGCCUGACCCAAAGACAAGGGCCACUGCCCCAGCUUCAUUUACACUGUUGUGCUGCAAGUGAGAAGCCAAGGCCUGUACAGGAGCCCAUCCCAUUGGAGAAAUUGAGCCUGAAGACACAUUUCAAACCCAUUAUUGGAGACUUGGAGUCAGGGGGUGGUCACUUGCAAACCUUUAAAGCCCCUUAAUUCAUUCAACAAAUAUUUAUUGAGAACCUCUGCUAGGUCGGCCUGGCAAAUAAGACAGACAUGAACCCUGCUCCCGUAGACUUCACUUUCUUUUUAAUGAAAUGAAAAACAUGAAGAGGGAGAGGGCUGCUUUUGAUGUGUUCCUGGACACACAUCUUCAGUGGAAAUGUCGGGAAGGGAUCUGAUGUCCCAGGUCUGGAAGUGUUAAGUGUCAAAUGACAAAACUAAAACAAUUUAGUAACAAAUUUGUCCUUUAUUCAAGGAAAACAAUCCAUGAACUGGGGGAGUACAGUGCCUCACAAGCAGUGGAGCACAGUUCCUAAGGGAUUUGGGGCAAGAGUGAGUUUUGUGUGUGUGUGUGCUGAGAAAGAUUUGACCUGAGCUACCAUCUGUGCCAAUCUUCCUCGAUUUUGCAUGUGGGUUGAUGCCUCAGCAUGGCUUCCAAUGAGUGGUGUAGGUCUGUGCCCAGGAACUGAACCUGGGCCACUGAAGCAGAGCAUGCAGAACUUAACCCUUAGGCAAUGGGGCUGGCCCAAGAGCAAUUUUUAUAGAGCAUUAUGGGAGGCAAUGCAUGAUUAGCUAGGAGGUCAGGGAUUUCCCUAUAAGGCUCGUGGGUCCUUUUUUCUAGGGUGAGCAUAACCUAGCUAGGCUGAGUUGGAGGACUGGUUUUGGUGCAUGUUAGAUUUCUUUGACAGGUGAUUCCCAUAAGUGCAGGCUGACUUAAGUUUGAUUUACGACCUGGGCUGGGCCAUGGGGGUGGCCUCCAUUUUGUGGAUCCCAAUAUACGAAUUAACUUUAUCAGAGGUAAGGUGAAGAAAUGUGUGUUAAAAUUUGUGAAAGGAGAAAAUAUCUGAAAAAAACCCCUUCAAACAUAAGAUGAUCAAAGUAAGAGAUAAUAAGCCUUCAAGAAAAAAACUAAGGAGGAGGGGACCAAGAGAACAGUCUGAGGCUGAUUUGAGAGGAAAUGAAGGUUGGAAGUAGGAGGCAAUCCUGGAACUCUGAGGACCCUGGAAGGAGGGCUGUGCUGGCCUCCACGUGGAGCUCUGCAGGUGCAGAGGAGGAAAAAUAAUUUUUCCUCUACCCUUCUGCGUUCUUGGCUGAGAUUCCCCUGUAAUAAAAGAGAGAUUAACAGGAGAAAAACAAAUAGGAGAUUAAUAACAUGUAUACCUCCUGUAUACACGGGAGACCCAGGAAAACUGAGUAACUCCCCGAAAAGACCCUCGCCACCAGCUUGUAUACCACUUCUAUACCAGCUAAAGGCAAAAGAAGAGAUUGGGGGAGGACGCAGUUAUGGGAGGUCAUCAGGCAAAGCCCAGUAACUGAGGGUAUGGCUGUUAUGCAGAUUUAAGUUCAUGUCCAUUGAUAAGAAGUUUCUAGAGAUUUAGUCAUUCUUCCCCUUCUGGUACAGAGAGGGAAACACCCUUACGAAAGGAAAUUUUCCUUAUAAAUGCAAGUAUCUCUUACAAAAAUGUAACUUCUACUUGUUUUUAGAACUUCUCCUGUGUCUGCUGUUUCUUAUAAAUAAUCAGUUGAGGGGCUGGCCCCAUGGCCAUAGUUAAGUUUGUGUGC
Messenger RNA from Equus quagga, 3900 nucleotides. RefSeq names its product SLAM family member 7 (gene SLAMF7). Bases 10 to 1032 code for a protein of 340 amino acids. The record is from RefSeq and is a predicted model, not a curated record. Gene Ontology annotation, biological process: T cell activation. Gene Ontology annotation, cellular component: external side of plasma membrane. Lineage: Eukaryota; Metazoa; Chordata; Mammalia; Perissodactyla; Equidae. The transcript has 7 exons.